UUGUCAGAGGAGUAUAUAAGCCCGGGUAUGACCAUACCCCAACACUACCAUCCGGCCCACAGAAGCCUCUGGAGUUCUCUGGGACCACUUGAAACUGACUAGACAUGAAGAUUCUGGCAGCUAUCUGUGUGCUCGCGGUCGGUGUGAGUGCACAGGUUGGGCCUUCAGGUAUCGUCAGUCCUGAUGGUGUCAACACACAGUUCUCUCACGAAUACGCUAACAACAUCGUGUUGAUAGGGCCUUCUGGCAUCGUUACCAGGGAUGGUACCAACCGCCAGCUGACUGCGGGAGAAGCUGGCCUCCAGGUGGCCACCAACCCGAUCCCUGUGGCUCAGUAUAUCAGCAACUAUGGAGCUUUCGGGCCCUCUGGUAUCGUUCGCCCCGAUGGUAAGAACAUUCAGUUCACCCAAGAUCAGGUCGAUCAGUAUGUUGUAGUUGGCCCCUCCGGAAUUGUUUCAAAGGACGGCAAAAACAUCCAGUUUACUGAUGACCUUAAGUUCGCUCCCCGCAGCAAGCGCAGCACUGCUGGCUUUGUCACUCCCCAGGGCAACGUUGGCUUCUCAGGCAUCCUGAGACGUGAUGGCAGCACUGACCUCUUCAGUCAUGAUCUUGCUCAUGACAUUCUCUACUUUGGACCUUCUGGUGCUGUCACUAAAUCCGGCCGAAAUCUCCAGUUCACCGACGACUUGAGAAUCGCGAAUCCACGAAGCAAGCGUGCCCUGGUGGGGCCCUCUGGUAUUAUCCUCGAUGAUGGUACCCCAGUCCAGUUCAAAACGGCAGGUGUGACCAUUGCCCUCGAGGGUCCCUCUGGUUACAUCUUGAGUGAUGGCACCCCUAUUCAGAAGCGCAGCAAACGUGCCCUGGUUGGGCCCUCUGGUAUUAUCCUUGAUGAUGGUACCCCAGUCCAGUUCAAAACGGCAGGCGUGACCAUUGCCUUGGAAGGACCCUCUGGCUACAUCUUGAGUGAUGGCACCCCCAUCCAGAAGCGAUUCUAAUCAUGUGAUAAGCUACUCGUGCAUCAUCCCUAGCGAUUGAAUGAUCCAGCUGGAACUUGGUUAAUCUGUUACUGUCCUCUCGAACGGCAAGAUCAUCCACGUGAGAGAACGAGUUUUCUCCCCAUUACCUUUCAACAUGACUCGGUCUCUCAAGAUCAGUGAUACCUUUACUUUGUAUUUUCCAAUUGUACAGAAUUCAGACAAAUACUAUGUAUAGGUCUUUUCCAAACAAAUAAAUUGUCUUCUUUUUA
This is a messenger RNA of Procambarus clarkii (red swamp crayfish), 1246 nucleotides long. RefSeq lists its product as uncharacterized. Gene Ontology annotation, molecular function: structural constituent of cuticle. The record is from RefSeq and is a predicted model, not a curated record. Lineage: Eukaryota; Metazoa; Arthropoda; Malacostraca; Decapoda; Cambaridae.